GAUGAAUGGCAUAUGGAGCUUUACUUAGUUAGUGUUUGGAUCGAAGACUUUGUUGCUUGACUUAUAAAACAAAAUUGAAAGAGUUUUCUUUAAAAUAAAUUGUGUUUAACAGCCAUACUCUGACGUUACAUUUCAAUUUAAUUUAACUUUGCUGAAAUCUCAUUAUUGAACAUGGCAACAUUUCCUGUGUCUUCUGGUGCUGAAGAAAAUGUUGUGGAUAAAGAAUAUUGUUGUUCAAUCUGCAAAGAGCAAAAUACAGAGAUAAAUGCUACUUUUUACUGUAAAAAUUGCAAUAAAUUUUUCUGUGGACAAUGUAUUAAUUCUCACAGUAAGCAUGGUCUGUGGUUCAAUAAAAAAUCUCCUUAUGGAAAGGAUAAAAUAAUGAAGUGGCCACUUUCUAAGAAAAUGGAGAAUUAUCUUUUAACAUGCGAUAUUCACAAAGAUGAAAAAUUAACAAAGUUCUGCCAGGACCACAGUCGGCUAUGCUGCUAUACAUGUGUUGUCCUUGAUCACAGUCGGUGCACUCAGGUUAAAGUUUUCUCUGAAGUCAAAAGGCAGUCAUCAGAUGUUAAGAAAAUGUCAGUCAGAGUUUCUAAAACUCUUUCAAGAUUAAAGAAGCUCCAGAGUUAUAGGGAGGACAACAGGAGAUCUAUGCAGGGCUCCUAUGCUGAAUUUGAGCGAAACAAGGUGAAGACAAUGCGACUUAAUAUACAAUCUUUCUUAGUCCAAUGUGACGACACCUCCAUGAAUGAAACAUUUCAAAACGUGGAAUAUACAGUAGAUGAAAUUCGUCAGAAAGUAAAUUUAUUAUUAACAGAAUUUGAAAAUGGCUCUAUUAAGGAACAGAAAGAAGAGCUGACACUCAAACAAGCUCCUCUCAUCAGUGUGAUCAAAACCUGCAUCAGACAUCAUGGUGAAUUGUUACCACUCCAUGAAGCCAUGCAGAAAGUGAAGUAUCAACCAGAACUCUCCUUAAUAGCCCAUUACAAAUGUCUGGACAAAAUACAACAGUGUGAGAUAUAUAUGAAUGAGAACUUUUCAGACGAGUUGUUCUCUGUGAAAGGGGUGUCUAAGUACAAAGUGAGAAUAUUUAGGGAUUCAGUUACAUGCAGGAUCAAUGCAGUAUGUGCUCUCCCAGAUGGGCAAGUCUUGGUUGCAGACUGCAGUUGGAAUGACAAAGUCAAGCUGCUGAACCAGCAGUACCAGGUGGUGAGUCACUGGGGUGUGUCCCCGCUAUGUGACAUGUGUCUCAUCACACCCAGUGAGGCUGCAGUGGCUUUGGGUGAUCAUGGGGUCCAGUUUAUCACUGUCACCCAGAGCAAGCUAGUUCCUGGCAGGAGGCUUCAGUUACGACAAGACUGUUAUGCUAUUGUCCACCACAAGGGAGACUUGUUCAUCUGCUCUAAUACUGCCCUGUACAAGUACUCACUGAGUGGGACACUGGUCUGCAGACUGUAUGAAGAUACAUCAGCUUCUCAUACAGUAGACAAGUGUGCUGUGAGUCCCACAGGAGACAAGCUGUACAUCACCAGCAGGUACCAGAACAAGCUUCUCACCCUGGCCAGGGAUGGCACACUCCUGGCUACAUACUCAGACACAGCACUAGGUGGCCCAUCUGGUCUACAUGUGACCCCUGCAGGCCAGGUGCUGGUCUGUGGAUGGUGGUCCCACACUGUACUACAGGUGGGCUGGGAGGGGCAGAGUAAGCUGGCUACGCUGGCUACUCAGAAGGAUGGAGUGAUGUGCCCAUUGUCAGUCUGCUACAGCAGCACAACAUCCUCCAUCAUUGUGGGACAGAACUGGGACGACAACAUCCUGGUGUUCAGAGUGGAAUAGUGUGAUCAAUGGCUGCUGAGUAAGGACAACGAUGCUGAGGAUGUGGUGGACAAGAAUAACCUGAAUAUGCAGAAGGAGAGCACCAGCAUUGGUAUCGAGUUGGCCCAGCAUCAGUACCAGUCCAGCAUGCAGGAGAUCCAGUCAAGGACGACCCUUCCCCUCCCCUGACCACUAACUCCUCACUUUUGACCUGCAGCCUCGAAGGAUCAGCAUCGUUGAACAAUUCUGUUCUGCAGGAAAUUCUCAGCACGUCAAGUUUUCACGGGCUCUUCUCAACAACCGCAAUGUCCUGGUCGAGUUUUCCACACUCAAGCCUGGGUAGUUUUGUUAAAUAUAAGCAGUAGAAAUGGUAAAACUAACAGCCAGUGUGCUUGCUCUGGGACAUCACAAAGAAUAUCACAGAAUACAAAGUUGAAUAACUUGUUCCAUUCAUUAUGGGACCAACAGAAAUUCAGCAAGAAACAGGGCAAAAAAUCAAGGAACAAUUGAAGCGAUUAAUUUAGAAGUGUAGGUUUUCCAAAGUAGAUACUUCUGCUGUUGAAAGUUUUGACAGUAAUAGCGUUACGGACGUCUCGGUUUGUCCUCUCAGGCGUGUAAACUGUCCAAAGAGAACACGCUUCUGACGCUUUUGCUGACAAAGAAAGGCAGUAAUGACUUGGCUGUGAACACCCAGAGCACAAUACAUCCUUGGGGCAUGCCUCAGACGCAAAUUCCGCUCAAGAUUAUAAACAAGGCGCAAAAUGUGAAUAUGUCUAGCUUUGUUACGAGCACUUCCCACUCCGAGCCCAUAGGCCUUGUAUUGAAUCGAGGCUGAGAAGGCAUUGACAAAUGACAGCAGUUGUGUUGUGUGGUCCAGUAUGCCCUUCGACUCUCAACCCGACGUUAAUCAGAACUCAAACUCGGCCCUUAGCAAUAUCAGCUCAGCUCCUUGAGCCUCAGGACUUGAUGCAAUCCUUGAUUGGUACCCAGCUUAACAACAGGCUCUUUGGUAAGCUGGUCCCAGAUGCCCCGAGACACUUCCUGUGCAUCGGGGGUAGUUGGCUCUUGGCGCAGGACCUCGCUCAACAAAUCCUUCCAGCAGGGUGCAGCCAGUCUAAACCUGGAGUUUCAAACUUCCCUGCCUAAGGGCCGAGAUUAUCUCAUCCACAAGAGGCUUAUACUCACAAGUUCAGGCCCAGAGAGAAAUGUCCCCAACUACAACUUAGCCCCUACAUCUCAAUAGGAGAGCACCAGCAUUGACUAUUGUGUUGGCCCAACAACAGCACCAGUCUGGCAUGCAUGAGCCCCAGUCCAGGACAACCCUUCCCCUACCCUGAUCCAUAUCUCCUCCCCCAAGACUUCCAGCCUCAAAUUCUGAGCACAUCCAGUUUUCUUGCACUGUUCUCAUCAACCGCAAUGUCCACGUCAAGUUAGCCACUUUCGAGCCCGAGUAGUUUUGUUUAGCUUGAGUGUCCGAGUGGGAAGAGUGUUACAGACACAAGGAGUUAUAUCAGUAGUUAUGGUAAUGCUCAAUCAACAGUCAGUUCUUGCUGUUGGACAUCACUGUGAAUAUCACGACGAAUGAGAAGUUGAAUGACUUGUUCCAUUCGUUAUGGGACAAACACAAAUUCAGCGAGGAACGGGACAACAAAUCAAGGAACAAUUGAAGCGAUUAAUGCAGAAGUGUAGACUGUCCAAAGAAGAUACUUGUGCUGUUGAUAGUUAGGACAGUAGUAGCGUUACGGACCAUCUCGGUUUGUCCUCUCAGGUGUCUAAACUGUCCAAAAGGAAUAUAAAGCUUUUGACGCUGUUGCUGAUGAAGAAAGGCAGUAAUGACUUGGCUGUCAACACCCAGAGCACAAUACAUCAAAGGGGCAUGCCUCAGACGCAAAUUGCGCCCAAGAUUGUAAACAAGGUGCAAAAUGUGAACAUGUCUGGCUUUGUUACGAGCACUUGGCACUUGUAUUGAAUCGAGAAUAGAGAUGGCUUUGAAAAAUGACAGCAGUUUUGUAAUGUCGUCCAGUACGCACUUCGACUCUCAACCGAGUUAGUCAGAACUCAAACUCGGGCCUUAGUAAUAUCAGCAAGUUGUAGAGACGCUCAAACUGAAACAAUUUGUUCCAACAGAUAGAACAGGCGUUGAUUGACUCGUCCGUAAAUGUGACUGGCCUUAAUAUGUUGCUCUCGAAUAAUGUGAACCUCACCAGGAGAGCUGUCUGCGAUUGACGCCAUUCAACAACAGUUGUUGUCGGGAAUUCCCGGGUUUGGGUUGGUGACUUAGGUGUCGGGACUCGCUUCAUCUCUGCAUAUGGCACGGUCGCAGCAGCAGCAGCAGCAACAAGAACAGCAGUCACUUCUGAGUCCGGACAAAGAUGCUGAGGAUGUGGUGGACAAGAAUGACCUGAAUACGUAGAAGCAACUGCUCAGCACAGAAGACGACUGUCUGGUGAAAGGCUCAGCCGUAUCAAAGUUCAGUGAUGUUGGGGGACGUUGCUGUUCCAUGUCUGGGGAUCGCAUCAUGAAGGACAUUUUAGCUGACACUUACAAGGGAGAGAACUCUAGGUCUGCACCAAAAGAGAGAACCAGCAUUGAUAUCGAGUUUGACCAGGAACAGCACCAGUCUGCCUGAAGAAUCCCCAGUCCAGGACGAUCCUUGCCCCCCCCCCCCCCCCUGACCCCUAGCUCCUCCACCCUGACCUCUGGCCUCAAAGGGUCAUCAUAGUUGAAUUCAAGCGCUGUACUCAACAACUGCAAUGUCUGUGUCGAGUUUUCAACACUCAAGACUGAGUAGUUUUGUUGAGCUCGAGUGCCAGAGUGGGACAGACACAAUGAGUUAUAGAAGUAGUUAUGGUAACACUAACAGUCAGUUCUUGCCGUAUGACAUCACAACGAAUAUCACGAAGAAUAAAAAGUUGAUUAAUUUGUUCCAUUCUUUAUGGGACAAACAUAAAUUCAGCGAGGAUCGGGAAAAAAUCAAGAAAAUUUUUACAAUUGAAGCGAUUAAUUCACAUGAGUAAGCUUUCCAAGCAGAAUACUUUUGCUGUCUAUAGUUUGGACAGUAGUAGAUUUACAAACGCGCUUUUGAUGCUGUUGCUGACAAAGAAAGGCAGUAACUACUUCAUUGUGAACACCCAGAGCAAGAUACACCCAUGGGGUUUGCCUAAAAUGUGAAUUCCGCCCAAUAUUGUAAACAAGGUGCUAAAAGUAAACACGUCCGGUUUUGUUACGAGCGCUUUGCACUCCAAGCCCAAAGCACAUAGAAUCAACGCCAGAAAAGGCUUAGAAAAUGACAGCAGUUUCGUUGUGUGAUCCAGUAAGGACUCUGAACGACAUUAAUGAGACCUCAAACUUGACCAUAGCACUCACAGCGAGGCCAUCAUGUUAUCUCAGCUUCUUGAGCUUUAGCAAACAUUAUUAGCCAUCAAGAUGAAAACAUCAUUGAAGUGAAAGUCAAAAACAAUCCUGACUCCCUUCGGGCACAAAUACUACAACUUGCUGAAGACAUUCAGCACGAAGAUGUCUUGCGUCAGCCUAGCACGCCUCCUAUCAACUCUUCCAACAGUGGAGCCUUGAGCUAGUUCCUAGCAAUCAUAGAUCGGUACCCUGCUGAAAAACAGGAUCUCUGGUCAGCUGGGCCCAGAUGCCCAGCAACACUUCCUAGCCAAGGACCUUGGGGCAAAUGCUCAACAUGUCCUAUCUGCAUGGUGAAGCCAGUCUAAACCUUGGGCUCCAAACUUUCCUGCUGUGGAGCUGAGAUUACCUCAUCCAUAAGGGACACAUUUCUAGGAUGCGCUAAGGUCCUUUUAUCUGUUCACAGAGGCCUUAUACUCACAAGUUCAGGCCCAGAGAACGGUGUUCCCCAACUACAACACAACCAGUACGUCUCAAUAGAGGACACCCUUCCUGAAAACCUCGCUGAGUGCGACUGCGCCAUAUGUGACCCUUAAGUGAAAUGAGAUUCCAGGCUGAAUGUCAAACCGGUACUACUCAGGUCUCCAGCAAUAGCCUCAGCCUUGGACGCAGUACCAAGCCACGUCGACGCAGCAGCAAAAACAACAGUAGCAGUCUAGUUAAGGGUCACCCCGCAACGUUCAGUGCCUAGCGAUGAAAUCAUCCACCAUUACAUGUAGUUGGUCAGUAAAAUGAGCGUUUUGUCUGCAUAUAAUGUAAAAAGAUUUUAUCAAACGACAUCUACAUUUCUCACAGGAUUAAAUUGAUACUUCAGUUGUUUGAUCCCCAUGAAGUCUUGCUUUGAUUGGUAGAUGGUCAUCUUGUGACAAAGCCCUAAAUUAUCAUUGGUCAAGUCACUUUUGCACAAGAUCAAAUUAAAAACACUGUAUCUCACCACACAUGGGAAUUCAGAGGCUGUGUAACUUAUAUUCUAUUCAGGGUUAAUAACUAACAUUGUGCCCACAGUUGUGUAAAGUUGUGUGAAUAUUUUUGUUUAAAGAAAAGAAUAAAGCAUUCGUAUAACUUGUAAUCAAUAGUGUUCGAUGAAGGAACAAUCAUUUUGAAAAUGACCAAUACUCCAGAAUACAUGUAUGUUUGUCUUUAAACUGAUCUUGGUCAGUGUCUAGCAGUAUCCUUACGACCAAGCCACGUCGCCAAAGCAGCAGUAAAGUUGAGGGUCGCCCAAAACCACCCGGUGCCUUGCGAUGAAAACCUCCAACGGGACUGUGACCUUGCCCUUGUACACACCUAAUGGUCAGGUAUAAGGUCACUUGGGCUUAGAUAGUCACUGCAGUAAGAACAUGUAAGGUUUAAAAGGACAUCCGAGACUGCAAUGACGAAAUGAGUGUCCUCACUUCAGCAGUGGAGGCCAAUACACAAUACGAGAGUUUCCAGCGGCUUACCUUAUCUGAAAACCUGGGUUGCAGAGCAAUGAGUAUGUCCCAGGAGCAUUUGCAGUCAUCGUCUGCAGAUUAUGAGAUUCCCAUGCUCCACAACCCUCAGUCUAUGAACAUCAUGCAGAGCGAACCUUGGACGUACCUUGACGAAAUCAAACCAGCAAAUCAGAAGGACAGCCUGCUGCUACCGUUGUUAUCAUAUUAACCCCAUACCGAAAAAGCUCAGAGAUAUAAAGGCUGUUUAAGAUGUGCUUGUCUCUACAUACCCCGUGUCUGGUGUGAACAUGUACAAUUGAAGGUCUCUACAUACUCCAUGUCUGGUGUGAACAUAUACAAUUGAAGGUCUCUACAUACCCCAUGUCUGGUGUGAACAUGUACAAUUGAAGGUCUCUACAUACUCCAUGUCUGGUGUGAACAUGUACAAUUGAAGGUCUCUACAUACUCCAUGUCUGGUGUGAACAUGUACAAUUGAAGGUCUCUACAUACUCCAUGUCUUGUGUGAACAUGUACAAUUGAAGGUCUUUGCAUACCCCAUGUCUGGUGUGAACAUGUGCAUUUGAAGGUCUCUGCAUACCCCAUAUCUGGUGUGAACAUAUACAAUUGAAGGUCUCUACAUACUCCAUGUCUGGUGUGAACAUGUACAAUUGAAGAUCUCUACAUACCCCAUGUCUGGUGUGAACAUGUACACUUGAAUGUCUGUACAUACCCCAUGUCUGGUGUGAACAUGUACAAUUGAAGGUCUCUACGUACCCCAUGUCCGGUGUGAACAUGUACAAUUGAAGGUCUCUACAUACCCCGUGUCCGGUGUGAACAUGUACAAUUGAAGGUCUCAUCUUUGAAAUUGGGACAGGUGGAAAAUUUAUGCAUUGAUGCAGACAGAAGUCGCAUAAUGACAAAUCACAACAAAAAGUGGAAAUCCAGACAGUCUUGUAGCCAGCCAUGUUUUUAUGUGACCAUCCAAGUUGUGUUAAAAGAAAACAAUAGUUUAUGUUUUAUUGGAACUAUGAUGCUGAUAGUCAUUUUAUGUAAAAGGCUUUUAUGAACUAUAUUUAAAUAAUCAGUAUAAUAAGAUUAAGAUUUCUUGAUAAAAGCAAUAAUGAGCAAUAUCAUUUUAAGAGCAAAAUUAGCAAGUCUAUCCAAUUACAUUGUCUGUAUUAUGAAAUUUUAUUUUGGAAAUGUUAAGGAAAAUAUAUAUAUAUGUCUAUGAAUAUUGAUUUUAACAUUUGUCAAAGCUGUUUAAAUGAUGCUGGUAACUUUGACAAAAUUGAAAGAAAAUGUAUUCUUUUCAUGUAAUGAGACAUGCUUCAGGUUUUUUUUUUGGCUUAACAUGUAAUAUAGAGGUGGUAGUUACACACAUUGUUUAGACAGGUGGAUAAUUUUAAUGCUAAGGCUUUGAUACUCUUAAGUGUGCCCAUUGGUGUCAGGUGUUUUUGUCAAGAAUAUUGUUUAUUAUCUUAGUAUUUCAAGACAAUAUUGAUUGAUUUUAGACAAAAUCAUUUAAUCUUCCUUAAAUUGUCUAUUCUGUAUUUACUACCAGUUAUUUAUUAAUUUGCUUGAACAUGAUUUAAGAAUGACUUUUUUGUUGCUUAAAAUGCUUUAUAUGUUUUAAAACUGAGCAUUUAAAAACGAAAAUAUAGGAUGUGGGAAUAAUGUCUAAAGUUAUGAUAAUUAUUUUUUGUUUUUGUAAAAUUAAUUAUGCCUUAAAUGUUUGUGUAUAGACAUUUAGACGACCAGAUUAACCUGACCAAGAAUUCGUGAUCAAUGUGUAUAUCGGUCAGUACAUUUGUCAUUUGUAUAUAGAGCGAUUGCGAAAUGAUUGUAUUGUUAAUGAAAAUCAUGCGUUUAUUAUUGCCAUUUUGAUUUUCGCUGUUAACAUGUAUUUGUACAAACAAUUUUCAUCCUGUACAUCUUUUAGAUGCCAGAUAAUAAAAACAAACAUUGCUUGUGGGAAUGCUCAUUUAAAACUUUCUUAAUGAUACAGAACAACACAUUCUGAAGAGGCUAAUAAAUUAUGCUUUAGGCAAAAGGAACAUCUUGUUAUUAGUAUAUGUACUGCGUUUCAUUAAAUAAAGUCAACAACUAUUGAAAGAUUGGUUUAACUUUGUUUUGCAUUAUCUUAAGAAAAAUUAAUAUAUUCAACUUGGAAAUCAGUCAAUUGCAAAUCAAGCGAGAGUGAUUUAACAUGCUAACACUUGUCAAUAAUUGAAUUGUCUCUCUUUGUAUGUAAGAUAUAGGGAUGUUGUUGCUUGAAAAACAAAGUUGUAUCCGUUGUUAGAUAAUGCUUUUGUUCAUCUCUCAACAUAACAAGUACAUUCAUACAGUUAUUAAAAAUAUGACACUCUUUAUUCUCAGCCAUCAGUUUGUAUUGGGAUUUUGUGGAAUACUUACUAAACUAAUAUACGUCUGUUUAAUGAAUUAAUAGCUAUGGUACAAUAUGAUACUCAGUGUUACAGUGUGAUAGAUAUAUAACUCAUACAUGUUUAAUAAUUAAACUAUAUUAAAAUUUUUGUAUUCAAAGGUUUCUUUGCGAUUGGUUAUUUUACUUGUUUUUCGUAAUAGUAAAAUUGAACUAAAUUUAUAAACAUAUCCGAAGAGGCCGAUGUAGAGAAACCAUUUAAUGCAGGAUAAAGUGGUGUUAUAUGGCAUACUUAUGUAAAUGUGUAUAUUAUGUCGUGUGUUAAAUCGAUGCAUAUGUUUAGAAUACAGCCCGAAAAUGCUUCCUUUAAACAACAUACUACAAUGCUUAUAUGAUGAUAUUUGAUAGUACGAAACAAAUUAGGAUAAAUGUAUGCUACAUUUUAAAAGCAAAUUUCUAUGUUUCUACAUUGUUAAUAGAAUAUCAUCCAGUAAUCGGAUUGAAGAAACCUCUAAGAUAAAAAAUAUUGUAUUAUAUCUUAAAAUAGAUUGGUUAAAUGCUGAGAAAUGCUUAGAAAACGUUCCAGAAUUAUCUUGCAUGUAUGCUUUUUGAAAUAUUGUUCUCAAAGCGAUCUUCUCCAAAUGUUGGAAACAUACAACUACAACUUUUGUUAAAAUUUUGUAUUUUAGUCUACACUGUUCGUCAACACUUGUAUUGUAUAUAUGUCCUCGUGGGCUUAAAUGCCUUAUUGGAUUGAAAUAAACUGUCUGUCUGUCUGUCUGUCUAUGAAAUGUUUCAAAUAAAUCAUAUUGAUUACAUAGAAAAUAAAAUUACAUUUUGCGUUACUUUGAAUGCAUAACAAACAAUUGUUACCAUACAAUCAUAUUAGUAUUGAACUUAAUUAAUACUCUUGGAUGCAAUUUUUACAAUAAUGUGUUAAUAUUGUCAUCUAUUCCAAAUAAGCAUUGUGCAUUCGUAAAUAUAGGGUGUAUAUAAACUUCUUAGAUGCCUUUUUUAAAUUGCUUGUGUACGUCAUAUUGAUCACGGAGUGUAUAUUGACAGGAGAUGAAUCGAGUAUUUGACCCUUACGGUAGUAAAUUCAAUCUUAUGCAAAAACUAUUCCUCCGAUUUUAUUGGUUUAUACGUUAUCUUGUUGCUUAUUAAUUCCUCUUUCAAAAAAAUAUAACUUUUAGUAUAUUCCCGUUGUUAUUAAUGGAUUUAUAGCGAGUUAAACACAAGAAAUACACAUUUUAUGUUUUACCACCGCGCGUUUUAACGUGUUGUGGCUAUCGAUCUUUUACGAUUAGCGUACAGCGAAGCGCCGAGGUUAUACAUUUUGAUGUACCCACUCACGUCUUUUGUUAAAUUAUAGUUUCAUUUCUCGGCCGAUUUUGACAAAUUAUAUAUCAUUAGAAAGCUUACGUUACGUAGUAAACAGAUAUAUCAA
Dreissena polymorpha is the source of this 10465-nucleotide messenger RNA. RefSeq lists its product as uncharacterized. NCBI's taxonomy places the organism in Eukaryota, Metazoa, Mollusca, Bivalvia, Myida, Dreissenidae. The transcript has 26 exons. Gene Ontology annotation, molecular function: zinc ion binding; ubiquitin-protein transferase activity. Gene Ontology annotation, cellular component: nucleoplasm; chromatin. The coding region runs from base 172 to 1836 and encodes 554 amino acids. Gene Ontology annotation, biological process: positive regulation of DNA-templated transcription. The record is from RefSeq and is a predicted model, not a curated record.